AUCUUUUCCCUAAUAAAACAAUUUCUCGCGUGCAAGAACGUAUGCCCCGCCGACCAAAUCACGCUCAAUCGAGAGCAGAUACGUGGAAAAGAGUCAAAAGAAGUUUUGACUAUUUGUGGUCAGCAGCGGUUCAACUGUGGAAGCCAUUCGAACUGGAUCGACUGGAUAUCCUAUGCAGCUGGUCGUACCUGGCUCUGCAAUUUGCUGAUGCCGCUGAUGAAGACACCAUAGAACUUAUUGAGUGCAAAAAGUUAGUGCUAUUGAGGCGCAAAAUAGUGUCUAAUUCAGCAACGUCAAAAAAUGCCGUGGAAAAAUUUAAAAUUAUAAUAGAUUGCCAUCAAAUGUGGAAAUCUAAGGAAACUAAUGCAAAAUCCCAAGCAGCACAUGUGCUGGCCACAACCAUCGUAGUUGAAAAUGCGCAUCAAGCUAAUCAAAGAGUGGCUACAGUGGAGAGAAAUAUCAAAGAGACGAAGUCGUUGGCGGAGAAACUGGGAAAAAAGGUGCGUGAAUUUGGAGUAAAGGAUGAAGCGAUGACUAUUUCGCAAACUCCAAAAGAGCCACAGGAAGAAGAAGAAGAAGGCGUUCCGGCAAAAAGACGCAAGGAAGAAGAGGAGUAAUG
Messenger RNA from Strongylus vulgaris, 619 nucleotides. NCBI's taxonomy places the organism in Eukaryota, Metazoa, Nematoda, Chromadorea, Rhabditida, Strongylidae. The record is from the annotation of a GenBank genome assembly.